Messenger RNA from Drosophila serrata, 5650 nucleotides. It is a transcript of the gene mute, whose product is annotated as gon-4 like protein muscle wasted. Gene Ontology annotation, molecular function: transcription coregulator activity. Gene Ontology annotation, biological process: regulation of DNA-templated transcription. The record is from RefSeq and is a predicted model, not a curated record. Lineage: Eukaryota; Metazoa; Arthropoda; Insecta; Diptera; Drosophilidae. Gene Ontology annotation, cellular component: nucleus.
AAGUUUAUGUUGUGAUUUCAGUCCUUUAAUGCAUUCCCAGAAUGCCGAACAGUGUCAAAAAGACCGAGGCCACGCGGAGCAAUAGCUCGACGCCCAGGAGGCCGCGGAAGCGAAGGCGCGGUGAGCGCCAGAGCCUGGAUUCGCAGGUGGAUGAAGACGCCAAGGAGAUUGACCGCCGGCUGCGAAAGGUGGCCAGAGAUAACUCCAUCAGCAGCGAGGACAUGCACAAGGUGGUGCGGAGCGUUGUGCGCAAUGAUCACGUCCUGGCCUUGGUCACCCUGAAAGCGGAAGAUGAGCUGGCGCGCGAGAAGAAGCUGGAGCCGGCCGAUCAGCACAAACGGGGAGCCAUCAUUAUUACGGACACUCCGUCUGUUCCAAAGCUGACUCGAGCCAAAGCCAGGGAACUGAACUGCACGUCGGGCAUCGCGCUAGCCCCCCUUAACGAAACGCAAACAGAUGCGGAUGGCAUAGAAGCUCUGAUACGCGAGGACUUGCAUUCCGACGAGGAUGAUGAGGAGUACACCUUCAAAGAGGAUGAUUUUCAUUCCGAUGAUGAUCCCAACACUACGGCCUCGGAUUUCGACUCGAAUCCCUGCACACCACAAACUCCAAUCACUGCGGCCGAAGAAUCGCCGGUUAAAUUUUCCGAAGAUGGUUGCUUCAAGCUACCAUUCGAUAAGAAUGUGAUGGACAAUGAAGACCUCCGUAUAGCCACGAGAACGCGUUCCAAGCUUUGUCUGCAGGAGACUACCAUUGAGGAUUUGCAAUCGGAAUUCGUGCCGCCCGACUUGGAGCCCACCGAUUUGAUGGAAAACGAGAUGACCGCCACCGAUGCGGACUGGUGGCAGUUCCUUAAUGACUUCACAAAGCCCUUAAACAAAACACUUUUGGGCGAUGACGAUGAUCCCAUCAACGAUCCGGAGUACGUGGCCGCUGAUCAUUUGGAUUCUGAGUACGAGAAUGCUGAGGAGCUGCGCGAUGUCAAUAUAUCCAAAAAGGAGUUGACUGAUCUGGUUUCUGAAAUAUUCGCUGGCUUGCUGCAGGAGGGAGUUUCCCUAGAAUCCGUGGAACUUGAGACUCCACAAAAAUUCAUCGAAAGCGCCAAUGUCUCAUUGAAUCCAAUUGAUCAAGUGACUCGGCAAAUCGAUUUCGAUGGUCAGGCUCUGAUAAAUAAUCAUCAGGAGGAGCUGCAGACCUUUCAGUCAAAUGACUUAGCGACACCAUGCAAUGUUGGCAACAUGGGAAUGGAAGUGAUGCCGGUUCCCGUGGCAGUCAUGCAGCAGAGCCAUCUGGAGAUGGGUCCGGGUGGAACGCCCUGUAAAGUGGUGAACAUACCAACCCAUGCUUUGAGUGUGCCUCCCGAACUUAUAGCCGUUCCAAUGCCAGGACAACCUAACUGCUUCCAGCUCGCCAAAGUUGUAAAUAAUGAUUCUACGCUCUUCAAUGCUUCCUUAAUAACUGAUCCAAUCCCGGAUGCCACCUUCGAGCCAAUCCAAGCCCCGACACCAAACAAAAAUAAUGCAGAUCGUUACAAGAAACCAUAUGACACAAACUUCACGUGGGAAUACAUUUCUGUAAAAAAGCAUGUUUACGCCGAGUAUGAAGAACAGUUUGAGAAUCUGCGAUACGUUCAGCCAGUUAACUAUCAUCACCUGACCCGGAGCAGGGGAUUCACUCAAUCCCAGCAUGAUAUGCUACAGCAACAGCUGAGGAUUCACACUCAGUUAUUAACCCAGAGCUAUUUGCAAACCUACUCGCAUCCCACCCUGUACCACAUGGCCGCGAAGCCCAGAGAAAUGCUGGAGGAACUUUAUCAAAAGGCUAACAGAGACGCUAGUUUUAACUGCUGUAACUUGAAAGAAGCCGUCCAAUUGGUCAGGCAGUGGGAGCACGAUCUGUGCAGUAAGGAGUUUGAGGCGGAAAACACGAAGAUGAUGGAGUUCAUCAACAAGGAAACGGAUUUAACCGACGGCCACACGCGACAAGUGCCAAGGCUAGCCCCUCGUAUCAUGGAUCUCAUGCUGGACAGUCGAGUUUUUAUAUAUCCGCAGUACUUGCCACGCAUGGCUUUCCAGCCUAAACUGAAUCAGGUCACAGCCUAUGCCCCAUCCGAGUAUUAUCUCUUUGCCAUGGGUCUGGAGAAGCACAUGACGGCCAUAAGAAAUAUAAAGAGACCUCUGCGAAAGGGCGCCGAUCCUAUACGCAUGGCCUGCAGGCGAAUGGCAAAGGAUACCAUUUGUGGGAAGACACCCCGUCGAAUAUUCAUAAAGAUCACCGAACUUCGCGGACUGGAGCAGUACAAUCCUGUGAAAUAUUUCUUCGAUCACGACCGAGCGCCGCCCAUGAGUAAUAACAUUCUUUGGAGCUUCGAAGGCGGGCUGGUAAAGACGCCUCGAGAACGUUACCAGGAGCUUCCCAGCGGCUGGAAAUAUUACAUUCAGAAAACCUGGGACGAUAAGCCCAGCCGACGCCACUGCAAAGUAGGAAAAGCUUCCUCGGACGCCAGUGCCUCAUAUUUGGAGUUUGUGCGCGAGGCGGUCGGUGAGGAUUUGCCACUGCCCGAGAAUCUAGGCCAGGCUGCGGUUCCCGAUGGCAGCGCCGCUGGUUCGGAGCUACCAAAUGACUGCAACCCGAAGAAAAACGCAGCGAAGAAUAAGUCUCAUGCGAAGGAACAGCCCGCGCACCUCACUAUCAACGUCAAUUAUGUGUUUGGAGGUGGUGCGGACACAGGCAGCCUAAACGCAGUCGCCGGGGUCUCGGUGCCUUUUGUGUCUGGCGGAAGUUUGGCGGACAAUGUACUAAAUAUCAAUCGCAACCUCUACACAAGUGCCGAGUGCAGUGGCCUCUUGGCCUUGCCUCCUCUUCCACCUCCGUUGGAUGACGAUGCUCCGCCAGCCAUAAAUUUCAGGGUAGAUGAGCUAACUCACACGUUGCGGAUCAGCGAAUUAGAACACUCUGUGGAGGACAUACAGCCGGAUCUGUUGCCUUCGGAGGAUAUCAGCGAAAACCUCUCAGGUAGAAGCUCCCAAAGAAGGGCGCGGUACCAGAUUUUUAAGCCAAAGGUUCAAUCCGCCAAUAAAUCGCGUAGGGGAUCAACGCCAAGCCGCAGUCGCUACCACAAAUUGCGUGAACGUUUGCGACAUAAACUUCGCAAGCGUUGCACUUCUCUGAUCACGUCCUACGGAUCCUACCUGAAGAAGCGUAGGGAUAGAUUUAAAAACUGCGCGCCCGUACAUCACGUGCACAGACGUUUUCUGGCCCUCGAACUCUACACCCAACUGCUAGUCGACUUAAGGAUGUUCUGCAGCACCAACAAGCCGCCGACAGCAGCUCAGCCUAAGAGAUCACGAGCCGAUGAUGAGGCGGCCAAGAUCAGGAAGGCAAAUCGUCAGGAGGAGAUAUUACGGCAAAUGUUGCAGCCGGAUUCACCAGAGGAGCGUAAUCGCAAGGAUGCCAUUUUCGCGUUGAAUUUUUACGACAAGGUGGAGGAGGCACUGUUGAAUGCAGAUCGACUGGAGGAUUGCAGGAAGUUUAACAGUCUUUUGCAAAACUUUGAUCCAAAGCUGGAGAAAGUCUCUGAUCUAUAUCUCAAAGUAGAACAGAUCCUGCUGCCGGAUCUCCCCGAGCUGGCUGAGGUCUUCCUCAAUUUUCUGCUACCUGCGGAGGCGGCCGAGAUUGGGAAAUUCUUCCAGCACUUUAUGAUCAGCAAUGCCGCCAACUUUAUCAACAAGCUGAAUAUUUACUUUGGCAAGCAGCCCGCCCAGAUCCGAAAGAUCUAUGCCUGCCUCAGCGAACUGGCGGAGCUGCCGAAUGUGAGCAUGAAAAAGGUUGAGAACAAGAUAAUGCCCUUGCUCAAGGGUAAUCAGUUUUUGUGCGAUUGGUUUGUGCAGCAAUUUCCCCAGGGCAAGCCCCCCAAAAGAAUCCUUUCUCCUGUGGAGACCAUAAACCUGCAUGAUGUGCAGAACAACACCACCGGCGAAUAUACGGAAAUGAUUCAGGAGUUUAUUGAUGCCCCGGCUCCCAGUAAACCAGGUUGCCACAUAAAGUACAUCAAUGGUCGGAUCUUCUACGGUGCCAAGAUUCUUUUGCCUGCCAAGCUUUCUUUUAUGGCCGCCAGUAUAUACAACGAACAAUCCCACGAUAUGCCAUCCGUGUCCAGCGAGUCGCUGACCUGCGCCCAUGGUAUUCGCGCCCAGGGGGAGAAGUUGCUCAGCAUGGCUGCAAAUGCAGAUAGCGACGAUGCUGCGGAUCGAAGCGAGGAGGAUGAUGCCAGUCGCGCCUUGGUUAUUGAUACAACGGGCGAUGAGCAGAAUAGCUGCUCAUCCAUUGAGAUGUGCGACGAGGCGGGUCUGAGGGCCCAUGCAAUUCGAUUAAAUGCCAGUUUAUAUACCAAUUCUAGCUUUAGUAAUGCAGCCACCAGUACGCCCAACGUGGGCCACUCUCACGGUCAUCAUCAUCCAAAUGCCAAGAAAACUGCCAUUAACUUUGGGGAAAUGUCACCGCGCAAGCAGUCGGCGCUUAAUAACUAUGGCUUAAGUCCUCUGCCAGCCAUGGCCAAUAACUCUCCGCAUGUGGACAAGCGGAAGUCGCCCGUCAAGAAGGUGCGAUCCCCUCAAAGCCGCCAACGCGCCAAUAACCAACCGAUGGUGGUUAUCCACGAGUCGAAGCCUUCCUCCUCGCCAGCCAUUGAGUGCGCCAAGCGCUUGCGCACGCUGAUCGAUCAGGAAAGUGCUCGGGAUGCGGCGGACACGAAGGCGGGAAUAAGGAUUAUUGCGCAGGCCAAGCAGCAUGCGCCAACACCAUCACCGCGAAGCAGUCCUGCCGCUGAAACCAAAGUCGAAGUGGAAAGCCAGGAGGAGAAUGGGGAGCCUGCCUUUACACCUCUCAAAAUGGACCUAGAUCAAUCUGAGGAGGAGGAGCUGGAGCCAUUGCGAGUGAGUGGCGGCAAUACGCCGCAGCACGUGAUCACCACACAGUUUGAUAGCGAUGAGGACUGCAAGCUAGAUGUGGUAGCGACGCUGGCCCGGUGCAGUCAAACCGGAGAUCAACCAACGACAGCCUCUGCGGCUAGCACAUCAAAAGACGAGUCUACUAGCUUCCACUCGGCUCCCUUUACCCGGGAAGAGGACAAGGUUAUCCUCAUCGAGAUGAAACUAGGGGCGCGCGAUCGAGAACAGCUUAUCCGGCGAAUAUGCGCCAAGCUACUGCAUCGUAGCAUUGGCGAGAUACGGGGAAGGCAUCAGUUUCUCAUGGAUUUUCUGUCCAAACUGCAGGGAAAGUAAGUGUUUUCUUUACCUGUCUCUUAAUACAAAUUAAACUGAUGGUAAUAACCUAAUUGUACAUAAACCUGGUAAGAAGAUUUAUUAAUUCGUUUAUCUUCAUUUUAUUAUACUUGAAAGUAUUCUUUAAUUUAGUUUAAGCUCAAAAGUGUAUUUUAUAACGAAGGCUUAAGGAAACCCAUAUUUUUUAAGGGACAUACCGUAGUUUCAAUGAAACCUUUCAUCGCCCAACUGAGUUAAAAAGUUGGAAUGUUUGAUUUAUUACUUAAGAAAUUCUAGGUGCUCAGUCACGUAAGUUUGUUCAAUGGAAACAGUGAAAGUAUCGUGUUCACAAAAACUAUUAAAAUCAUUUAAAGUUUCUGAAAAUAAUU